Messenger RNA from Sinocyclocheilus grahami, 3013 nucleotides. RefSeq names its product toll-like receptor 5a (gene tlr5a). Bases 273 to 2930 code for a protein of 885 amino acids. The transcript has 2 exons. Lineage: Eukaryota; Metazoa; Chordata; Actinopteri; Cypriniformes; Cyprinidae. Gene Ontology annotation, biological process: toll-like receptor signaling pathway; immune response; inflammatory response. Gene Ontology annotation, molecular function: transmembrane signaling receptor activity; protein binding. Gene Ontology annotation, cellular component: plasma membrane. The record is from RefSeq and is a predicted model, not a curated record.
UGUGCUGCAUAUGUCACCGUUCCGUGAAUAUUAACGUUUGUUCAGUACUGCACACUUGAAGAAUCCCUUACCGGAAAAUGAGUCACUGGGUCAGAAAGUUAUUUCCUAUUUCAGAAACGUUGAGAAACACGCAUGAAACGAAGAAGGGGGAGAGAAGAGAGGAGGUACUCCACAUUAUCGCCGCACGGAACUCUUGAAACUUCACAAUAAAAUGACUUCAGAAACUGCUGAACGGUUUAGCACUGGAUUAAUGGCCGAACAGUGAUCUCAGAAUGGCAACAAGACACAUAUUAUCUCUGCUCCUCCUUGGAUUAUGCAUGAGCACUCACAUUGUGAAAUGCACCUCCGUGUGUUCAGUCGACGGCUCUGUUGUCCUCUGCAUAGAUAGAGGCCUUCAAGAGGUGCCAGAGCUGCCCAAGCAUGUAAAUAACUUGGAUCUGAGUAACAACAGCAUUGCUGAACUCCAUGAAACAUCCUUUUCUCAUGUGGAAGGUCUACAAGUCAUCAUACUGAUGCACCAAACACCAGGGCUUGUGAUCAGAAACAAUACAUUCAGAAGACUCUCUAAUUUAACAUCACUUCAGCUAGACUACAACCACCUGCUGCAAAUGGAUACAGGAGCAUUUACUGGAUUAUCCAACCUUGAGAUUCUCACUCUCACUCAGUGCAGUUUAGAUGGUUCUGUUUUGUCUGGUGACGUCCUCAAACCUCUGGUGUCUCUACAGAUGCUUGUCUUACGCAAUAACAACAUUCACAGAAUCCAGCCGGCAUCGUUCUUUUUAAAUAUGAGGAGAUUCCAUGUGCUGGAUCUCUCUCACAACAAAGUGAAGAACAUCUGUGAAGAAGACCUCCUCAGCUUUCAGGGUAAACAUUUCACGCUUCUGCAACUGGCCUCCGUGACACUGCAAGACAUGAAUGAGUACUGGUCAGGAUGGGACAAGUGUGGAAACCCGUUUAAGAACAUGUCUGUAACUGUAUUGGACCUAUCUGGAAACGGCUUUAAUGUUAACAUUGCAAAGCGAUUUUUUAAUGCAAUCAGUGGUACCAAAAUCCAAAGUCUAAUUUUCAGUAAUAUUUGCAGCCUGGGCAGAUCUUCUGGUAAUAAUUCAAAAGAUCCAGACAAAUUCACAUUCAAGGGUCUUGAGGCGAGUGGUGUUAAGACUUUCAAUCUGUCCAGUUCAAAUAUUUUUUCUCUGUCAUAUUCAGUAUUUAGUUAUUUGCCAGAUCUAGAACAAAUUACACUGGCACAAAGUCAGAUCAACAAGAUUGAAAACAAUGCAUUUUUGGGUAUGACAAAUUUACUACAGCUAAACCUGUCCAAAAACAUCCUGGGUAUUAUUAAUUCUGACACUUUUCAGAAUCUAGAGAAACUCGAGGUGCUUGAUUUGUCAUAUAAUCAUAUAUGGAAGCUUGGACAUCAGUCAUUUCAAGGACUUACAAAUCUACUCAACUUAAAUUUAACAGGAAAUUCGCUCAAAUAUGCACAUACAUUUGCAAGCCUACCAAGCCUGGAGAAGCUCUACUUGGGUGACAACAAAAUUACACAUGUGUCCAAUUUACUCAACAUUGCCACAAACCUCAAAACCCUUUACCUGCAAUUUAACAAAAUAUCUUCCAUGUCAGAGUUCUACACGAUACUAGAGAAGUUUCCUCAAAUCGAGGAAAUUGUUUUUCGAGGUAACGAACUUGUUUAUUGCCCUGAUGACGAGCAUAAAGUGCUUUCACAAAAAAUAAAAAUCCUUGAUCUUGCAAUUGCAGGUCUGGAAGUUAUCUGGUCAGAAGGAACAUGUUUAAACCUAUUUGACGAUCUUCACCAGUUAGAAGCGCUUUUUCUUAGUUCCAACAGACUUCAGUCGCUUCCCAAAGACAUUUUCAAAGACCUCACCUCCUUGAUCUUUUUGGAUUUGUCCUCCAAUUCUUUGAAGUACCUUCCUAAUGGUAUUUUCCCUAAAAGUUUACAAUAUCUUAAUCUUGAAUACAACUCUGUUUAUUCAGUGGAUCCAAACCUCUUCAGCACCCUCAGCUACCUCAGCCUGCUGGGCAAUGGAUUUAAUUGUGACUGCAACCUAAGGGAUUUCCAAACAUGGCUAAAUCAAACCAACAUAACCCUUUUUCACCCCAUUGAGGAUGUGACAUGUGCCAGUCCUGAGGAUCAGUACAUGGUUUCGGUUGUGAGAUCCAGCAUUCAAUGUGAGGAUGAAGAGGAUGCGUGGAGCGUUGAAAAACUGAGGCUUGCGCUUUUCAUUUGCUGUACCGCACUGAUCAUAUUAUUCACUGCCAGUGCCAUCAUUUAUGUCUGUCAACGUGGCUACAUCUUCAAGCUUUACAAAAAACUUAUGGCCAAACUUGUGGAUGAAAAGCAAGAGAAGCCUGAGCCUGAUCCUGAUCGAUUCCUGUACGACGUGUAUCUUUGUUUCAGUUCCAGUGAUAUUAAGUGGGUAGAAAGAGCGCUGUUGAAGAGGCUUGACUCUCAGUUCUCAGAGCAGAAUACACUCCGCUGCUGCUUUGAGGAGCGAGACUUCAUACCCGGGGAGGACCAUCUUACCAACAUGCGAAAUGCUAUCCAGAAUAGUCAAAAAACCCUUUGUGUGGUGUCUGAACAUUUCCUGAAGGAUGGUUGGUGCUUGGAAACCUUCAACCUGGCUCAGUGCAGAAUGCUAGUGGAGCUUAAAGACAUUCUGGUGGUGCUGGUUGCAGGGAACAUACCGCAGUACAGGUUACUGAAGUACGAACAACUGAGAUCUUACAUUGAGACCAGAAGGUACCUUAUGUGGCCCGACGACAACCAGGACUUGGAGUGGUUUUAUGACCAACUUCUGCAUAAAAUAAGAAAAAACACCAAGGUUAAACAAACAAAUGCUAAAGAAAAAGACAAGGAGGUCAAAAACAAUCCUGAAGCAGCAAAUGUUCAUGCGGACACGGCAGUGUAACUGUGAAGGACUUCGUGUAAACAUACCUUUCUUUGCUUUUGGUGAGGUUUUCAUUCAUCCUACUGUGUUUGACCCGCUUUCUU